AUCAAAGCAUAAAAAGUAGAAUGAUUCAUUUAAAAAUAAUACAAUGAUUAAAAAAUUACCAUAAGAAGUUAUUAAUAAAAUAGCUGCUGGUGAAGUAGUUUAAAGACCAUUUUCAGUUAUAAAAGAAAUGGUAGAAAAUUCAAUCGAUGCUCAUGCAUAAAACAUUACUAUAUAUUUGAAUAAUGCAGGAUUAGACUUAAUUAGAAUAAUUGAUAAUGGAGAUGGAAUUAUGAAGGAAGAUUAUGAAUUAUUAUGUGAAAGAUAUGCAACAAGUAAGAUUAGAGUUGCAGAAGAUUUGUCUCAAUUAUUUUCUUUUGGUUUUAGAGGAGAGGCCUUAGCUUCAAUAUCUUUUGUCUCAGAAAUGACUGUAAUUUCUAAAAGAAGAGAUUAAUAAGUUGGAUAUAAAGGUACAUUUAACAGUUAGAAAUUGUUGAGUAUGUGUCCUAUAGGAUGUUCUGAUGGUACAGAAAUUUAAAUUGCAUCAUUAUUUUAUAACUUAGAAAAAAGGAGGGAAGCAUUAAAUAAAUCAGAAGAGAAAAAAUCUAUAUUAUAGUUGAUAUAGAAUUUAAGUCUUCAUCAUUCCUAAAUUUAGUUUAAAUUGUUUUAUGAGAAUAAAUGUGAAUUUUCAUCUUUCAAUAGACUUGAAACAAUAUCCACUAUAAUGAAAAUUAAUUAAUCAUGCAUUUAAGAGAAAUAAUUUGAUUCCGAUGUGUAUAAAUAUGAAUCUCAUAUAAUAUUUACUAAACUUAGUUCAGUUAAGUGUAAGAGAGAAUUUUGUUUAUUUAUAAAUGACAGAUUAGUUGAAUGUGAUACAUUAAAAAAGAAAAUAACCUUAGCUUAUUAAGAUUGCUAUCUAUGUCUAAGGGUUGAAGAUGGAGGAUAUUAUGUUUAUUUGAGUAUUAAAUUAUAACCGAAAGAUAUUGAUCCAAAUGUUCAUCCAAAUAAAAAAAUUGUAAGGUUUUUAAAUGAGGAUGAGAUAAGUACUGAAAUCUCUGAAAAACUAAAAUAAGAGUUAUCCCCAUAAUAAACAGUUAAACUAGUGUAGACAAUGUUAAUUUAACCAAAAUCUUAAGAGGAGUAGAAAAGGAAUAGCUUUACAUUUAGGUAAUCAAUUUAAAGCCAAUAAUAAUAUUAAAAAGAAAAAGUUAGAAUUGAUCCAAAAACUUAAACUUUAAUAUAAUAAUUCGCAAGAAAAACUUCAGCAUAAUUUACUUAAAAUUAUUAAGAUUAAGUAAUAAAUACUUAAUCAUAAAAAAUUUAAGAAGAAAGUAAUAUUCUAAAUGAUAAGAGUCAAAAAUAAGAGAAUCCUAUUGAGAAUUAAACUUUGAAUGAAUCAGUUAGCAAAAAUCAAAGUAAAAAAAACCAAAUAUCUGAUUAAGAACCAUAAAUAAUAGAAGAAAAAUUGUAAAUUUAAAAUUAAUCAACAAAACAAUUCAAGAUAUCUUUGAAUGCUUAAUUAGAAUUAUUUAACAUUUUAUAAAAGAAACAUCAUAAGGAAACAUGUGAAUUUUAUAAAAAUAUUUCAUUUGUUGGAUUAUUAUAAGAUUAAUAAUAACUACUAGUAUAGAAUGACACUUAACUUUGUCUAAUAAAUAUGAUACCAAUGAUAUUCAAUAUGUUUAUUGUAUAAAUAAUGUAAGGAGAAUAACCAGAGGGAGUUUUAUUAAUGGAAAGAUAAUAGGAAUCUUCUAUAAGAAUAAUUUGUUAAGAUUAAUAAGAAAUUCUUUUCGAAGUUAUAGAAAAUGAUGUUAGCUUAGCAAUUUAGAUAGCAGAAUAAUUGUCUUUACUAUCUUACAACAUUAAAUUCAUACGAGAUUUUGUAAUGCCUUUUUUUAAAAAAUAUAAUGUUUCUGUAAUAAAAAAUGAAGUUCAAGUCAUUGUACGAUUGGAACAUUUGUAUAAGUAUUUUGAAAGAUGUUGA
Paramecium sonneborni is the source of this 1921-nucleotide messenger RNA. NCBI's taxonomy places the organism in Eukaryota, Ciliophora, Oligohymenophorea, Peniculida, Parameciidae. The record is from the annotation of a GenBank genome assembly.